AUGUACACUCAUUUUCAAAUGCCAUCGGCACCACGUGUCCACCAGCUCCAAGAUGCAGAUGCUCACAAAGUCAAACGAUUUGACAAACACGAUGGUCCGGUUUGUGGGAUUGCCUUUCAUCCAAGUAAACCACUCUUUGUGUCAGGUGGAGAUGACUACAAAACCAAGGUCUGGAAUUGCAAACAACAACGGUGUUUGUUUACCUUACAUGGUCAUCUUGAUUCCGUUCAAUCAGGCUCAUUUCAUCGUAAACAUCCAUGGAUCCCUUCUGCCUCUGAUGACCAGACAAUUUGUAUAUGGAAUUGGCAAUCUCAUCAAUGUAGUGCUACCUUGACCGGUCAUUAUCAUUACAUUAUGUGUGCCAAGUGUCAUCCCGAAGACAACUACACCCUAUCUUGUUCAAUGGACCAAACCCUCCGUGUAUGGGACAUCGCCGGUCUUCAAAAGAAAACUACAAUGGUUCAGCCUAUGUCAUUAAAAGACCAGGUCCAACAUGCAAAUUCAGGCCAAGCAGAACUGUUUGGUGAUAAGGGUGUGGUGGUCAAAUACGUCCUCAAGUGUCACGAUUGUGGUGUGAUUUGGGCGACUUUCCGUCCUACUUUACCAGUAAUCAAAGAAGCUCUUAAGAUCAAUGAACAAGUUAAAGAACCAGCCAUAGCAAACGGACAGGAAUCUUCAACAUUGAUUGAACAACAAACAACCGCGGAUGAAAAAGAACGAGCUGUCAAAAAGGAACAGCAAGUUCGGAUAUACAGAACCCACAGUCCAAAAGACAGUCACUGGAGAGGGCUCCUCUUGAAUCGAAUGGAGGCUCAUCACGUGCCUAGGAAGUGA
This is a messenger RNA of Melampsora larici-populina 98AG31, 834 nucleotides long. RefSeq lists its product as uncharacterized. Lineage: Eukaryota; Fungi; Basidiomycota; Pucciniomycetes; Pucciniales; Melampsoraceae. Gene Ontology annotation, cellular component: COPI vesicle coat. Bases 1 to 834 code for a protein of 277 amino acids. The record is from RefSeq and is a predicted model, not a curated record. Gene Ontology annotation, molecular function: protein binding. The transcript is spliced from 7 exons. Gene Ontology annotation, biological process: intracellular protein transport; retrograde vesicle-mediated transport, Golgi to endoplasmic reticulum; endoplasmic reticulum to Golgi vesicle-mediated transport.